Molecule: messenger RNA, 1085 nt
Organism: Marmota monax (woodchuck)
Lineage: Eukaryota; Metazoa; Chordata; Mammalia; Rodentia; Sciuridae
Product: histone H2A type 2-A
Exons: 1
Coding region: 59-451 (130 amino acids)
Cellular component (GO): nucleosome
Molecular function (GO): structural constituent of chromatin; protein heterodimerization activity; DNA binding
Source: RefSeq, a predicted model, not a curated record
GUUUGCCGCGACUUUCCGGGUGGCCAGGCGGGAGGUGGUUGUGUCCACUGUCGCUGUCAUGUCCGGCCGUGGCAAGCAGGGAGGCAAGGCCCGCGCCAAGGCCAAGUCGCGCUCUUCGCGCGCUGGCCUCCAGUUCCCGGUGGGCCGGGUUCACCGCCUGCUGCGCAAGGGCAACUACGCCGAGCGGGUGGGGGCCGGCGCGCCCGUCUACAUGGCGGCGGUGCUCGAGUACCUGACCGCCGAGAUCCUGGAGCUGGCUGGCAACGCGGCCCGCGACAACAAGAAGACGCGCAUCAUCCCCCGCCACCUCCAGCUGGCCAUCCGCAACGACGAGGAGCUGAACAAGCUGCUGGGCAAAGUGACCAUCGCCCAGGGCGGCGUCCUGCCCAACAUCCAGGCCGUGUUGCUCCCGAAGAAGACGGAGAGUCACCACAAGGCAAAGGGGAAGUGAAGUGGGGCAGGCGUCCGGUAGCCGCCCACUCCAGCCCGCGCGCCCCGAAGGGGGUGCCUGUGAAAUCAAAGGCUCUUUUCAGAGCCACCCACACCCUCAAGUGAAAGGAGUUGUUACAGUAACCGCCCCCGCCGCGUAGUCAGCGGUGGACCCGGAGGGGACCGACGGCCGGCCGGCGAGCGCGGGGAGAGCCCUUCGCCUUGUGCUCCCGGCCGUUCUCUCCGAGGCUUGAGCCUGUAACCUCUGCCGGCCCUUGCCGGGUGGGCCGUGAAUCUUGGAGCCCAGCACGGCGGGGACCGGACACUGCGCUCCGCGGGCAGCCCGGGUCAGUAACGCUAACGCCGCGGCGGUGGCUCCCACCAGUAUGUGACACCACUCCCCACCCCACACGUUCUCUCGGGCUCUUGAGGGACCCCCGUCCCCCAAAGGAGGCCCGGUAGUCCCUAGGGGGACGUAGUCACCAGCGCAAGCCCUGUCCGCUGCAGGCGAGCGCGGCGGGCCUGGGUCGCCUUGGCCUCCUGACUGAGCUGGCCUCGUUGACUUCUAAGUAGCGACGGAGCUACCCGCCUAGGCCUCCAGAGGCGGAAUCUGGCGCCCCGGAGAGGACACAACCCUCCCACCCGAGAAGCACGAA